UUUAAUUCGUUGAAUUGCCAUAAAUAUCAUAAGCAUUAAUUUCCUGUUUGAUGUUCUCUCCGGCAGUUGUUUGUGAUUUGAAAUCAAGGAGAAAGUGAAGUGAUUGUUGACAGAAGAUAUCAUACGAAAUAGGCCUAUUAAUAUAUAUAAUUAUAUUAAUUCAUAGAGCUGCAAUUUUUAAGCGCAGACUUUAAUUUGCAGAGAGGAUUAGACCUAGUCCUGGCAUCAUAAAGAACGGAAGAUAGGAAUACGGUUCCUCCAGAGCUCUGACCUUCGGCAGAAGAUGCAAUCAUCAUGACGGAAGUUCAUUGUGAUGCAGGCCAAUAUCGUGAUGGGGUCUCUAAUCUUUGUUACCCGUGCGUGAACUGCAGCAAUGAAGCUUAUAAUGCUGGUCGUAUUCAAAAUGCUUGCAUGUUAACAGAACCAUGCCCUCGAUGGUGUGGUGCCCGUGAUCAGCCCAGAACAGGAGAAGAACCACAUGACUGUGCACCAACAACAGCACACCAACCCACAACGCCCAGGCCAACAACUGAUGGAUACACUACUGGUCUGGAACGUUCUACAACAGAUUUCAUUGCUACAAAUGCAACAGUUACCAAUCCACCACCAUCUUACAAUCAAACGAAUGUGGCUGUCAUUUCUGUUGUUGCCCUACUUGGGGUUGCGGUGCUGUUUGUAUGCCUUCGUUCUUGUGUAAGAAAAAGAUGUCAUAGACUAAGAAGUAAGUACUAG
Molecule: messenger RNA, 732 nt
Organism: Anneissia japonica
Lineage: Eukaryota; Metazoa; Echinodermata; Crinoidea; Comatulida; Comatulidae
Exons: 5
Coding region: 295-732 (145 amino acids)
Source: RefSeq, a predicted model, not a curated record